AUGAUUGUUUUACAAUCCGUUCCUAACGAUAUUCACAACGGUUUCAACACAAACAACAGGAGCCUCGAAAUUAACAACGCUACGAUUGCGAAUUACUCUGCAAUCGCACCACAAACUAUUCCCGCCUCAAUGUAUCAAACAAAUAAUACUCGAUAUCAUCAACAACAAACGCACAUUUCUCAUCAACAACAACUUCCGUCUCAACCUUACGUGUAUCCAACCGAAGUUAAUAAUCAACAACAGUACGCAGCAGUUGCCGCAGUUGCGGCCCAUUCGCGAUCUUCUUCGACUUCUUCUUUAUCUCGUAAUCCACCAACUCCCGAUAAUAAUUCUUUUGCAAUUGAUUCGAACACUUAUUAUCAGCAACCACAGCAACAUCAAAAUUCCAAUAAUAGUAAUAAUAAUUCGUCUCCUAAUUCAUCACCACCAAAUCAAGUAAUAUCUACACUUCAAAAUCCAUCAUCUGUCGCAAAUACAUUAUCAUUAAAUAUGAGUUCAACUCAAUCAGUACCUGCGGGUUUUUACCAAUCAAUGCAAUAUGAUGGUUACGCAGCUGCUGAAGGAAUUUAUGCAAAUCAGGCUAAUUCUCUACAACAGGCCAUCAAUCAACAACAGCAGCAACAAGCCGUCCAGCAAGUAAUCUCGCAACAACAACAGCAGCAACAAGUGGCCCUAAAUCAGCAACAAUCACAGCUUGUUUCAGUGGUUGAUCCGUGUACGUUACCUCCGAUUGUGCAAUCUACAACCGGAUCAAAUGAAAUUCAGCCAUUGAUUGAUGCUACUUCUGGUAGAAUUAAUUCCUCGAUCUUUACUAUUAAUAAUACUGCCAUUGCUAUAAACAUUAAUGAUAAUUCUAUUUCGAAUUCAAUAGGUGAUUCGUCACUUAUUAAUCAAAACGGAGGAGCCACGAAUAGCACCACGACGACCACCCUCGCCUAUCAUUCACAGGCUGCCGCUUCACAAGCCGCAUUGAUUAAUGGUCAUUUCUUGGCCCCUGCUAAUUCAAUAUUAUCGCAGCAGCAACAACAGUCGUCACCUCAUCAACAACGAAUGAUCAAUCGUCGACGCUCAGAUGAACCAAGUGAUACUGCAAAAUUAUCUUCUUCUAUGGAUCGUCCUCAAAAAGUGUACUCUUUUGUAUCUUUAGCAGGAAUCAACACAAAGAAAAGACCUCGAAGAAGAUACGAUGAAAUUGAACGUCAUUACGCGUGUAACUAUGAAGGAUGUACAAAAGCUUAUGGUACUCUUAAUCACCUGAACGCGCAUGUUCAAAUGCAGAGACAUGGUCCUAAGCGUCAUCCAUCUGAAUUCAAAGAACUGCGAAAACAAUGGCGUCGGCAGAAGCGCGAGGAGGAAGAAAGAAAAGCCACGGAAGCCGUUGCAGCUAACGUCGCAAAGACAGCAUCAUUAUCCGCUGGACAUCUUAUGAAUACCAAUUUAUCGCCGAUUUAA
Messenger RNA from Ambispora gerdemannii, 1452 nucleotides. The record is from the annotation of a GenBank genome assembly. NCBI's taxonomy places the organism in Eukaryota, Fungi, Glomeromycota, Glomeromycetes, Archaeosporales, Ambisporaceae.